Messenger RNA from Physella acuta, 4874 nucleotides. Its product is annotated as cadherin-4-like. Gene Ontology annotation, cellular component: plasma membrane. Gene Ontology annotation, molecular function: calcium ion binding. The record is from RefSeq and is a predicted model, not a curated record. Gene Ontology annotation, biological process: homophilic cell-cell adhesion. Lineage: Eukaryota; Metazoa; Mollusca; Gastropoda; Physidae.
GCUCGACGUCAAAGGAAAACAGCAGAUCAAGAUUUGUGUGAGAUGAUUUGUCCGUCUCUAUGAUGGACUUCCGUUUUGUUGUGCUAUUAUUAUCUCUGUGUUUUCAUUGGUCAAAUCAGUCGACGAACGUAGCCCCGCCCCCUGACAUCAUGCUCUCGACGAUCGAUGUGGAGGUGAACGAGAAGGAGGACAGGCAGAUUGACCUGCACGGGGGCGCGCUGGUCACGUGUGCGGACGACGACCCCUCCCGGGCGUACAUCGCCACUGUGACGCCCAGCUCCCCCUGUGGGAAGAAAUGUUUUCAGCUGCAGCCCUGUGGAGGCGCCGGCAACGCUUCAGAAUUCUGCCUGUAUUUCCUACCAAGCGAGGGGUCCCUCAACUACGUCUCCGCCCCCGCCUACACGCUGAGCAUUGGCUGCACUGAUGACGUAGAACCGACGUCAUUCAAGACCAUGACGGUGACCGUGGUGCCAAACACACCCCCAGUCUUCGUCCCAGCCACGCCCUUGACUGCCAGUGUGACCGUGGAUGGGUCAGCGACCAAAGCCGGCACUGUACUCUAUGACGUCAACGCCAACGACAUCGACGGCGACCCGAUCUACUACACAGCAACAUACAGCCCGCUGACCAGCUACAUCAGCACAGGCCUAACAAAUGGCGAGAUUCGCGCCACAAAUGACCUCAAGUACGUCUGCCAAAGUUCCAUCACGGCUACCAUCAAAGCCACCGACAACUACAACCCGCCCAUCACAAAAACUGUGGAGAUCACACUCAAUCCCCACAACACGCCCCCCACCAUCACCAACCUGGACACCACCAUCCCAGUGGAAGAGAACUCUGGCGCGCUAAAAACCGUUCUGACGCUCGGCAUGGUAGACGACGGCAUCGGCACCGUCUCCUGCAAGAUGUCGUCGGUCUCGGACGCCGGACUGGAGAUGUACAAGCUGGUCAUGCCCGGCUACCAGCUCCAGACGAAAAUUGACCCCAACUACGAGAGGUCAGACACCCGCAGUGUCAAACUCUACUUCGACUGCACGGACGGGUACUGCUCCUCCCCCACCUACUCGCUCACCCUAAACGUGCAGAACAUCAACGAGCAGUGCUCGCUCACACCCUCAGUUCGCAGCGAAAUCAAAGUGUAUGAGGGCGAUAUUGUGGCAGACACCGGCGUGACCCUGUACGACCAGGACAUUGGCGACACCCACGUCUACACGAAAACCUCAGGCCCCAACGAGUUUAAUGUGGACCCAGGGUCGGGCAGUAUCGUGUCCACGUCUACCAUAGACAUUGACAAGAACACACAGGUCAAGUACUACACAGUCGGGUACAAGGCCACGGACAAGGGCGGUCUGUCCUGUACAGCGACCGUGACCUUGGCCGUGUACGACGCAAACGACAACCCGCCCUACUUCACCAACAGCCCCUACACCAUGGCUGCCACAGAGUGUACGGAGUUAGGGAGUGUCAUUGGCCGUGUGAGUGGUGACGACGAUGACUCGCCCUACCAGAGCAACGACAAGUUCACGUUUGGAGGGGGCGGGGACAAGAUGGCCGUCAUGUCCAACGGCAAUGUCGUGCUGACCCAGCCGUGCAUCGACGGGGAGUACUCGUCAGGUACAGCCACUAUUGUCGACCAAGGGGAAUACCCGGGGCCGCUGUCGGGGAUACCUGCCACCAUAACCAUGACAUGUGGGCCCUGCCCGCCAACCACGCCAGCACCUACGCCAGCGCCAGUCGUCACCACCAAAGCACCCACCACGGCAGCACCAAUCACCACCACCAAGAAGGCUACAUCGACCUCUAGCAGCAGUGACCGUAUCGCUGACCUCAUGGCGUGGGUCAUCCCAGCCGCCAUUGGUGGGCUGAUCUGGCUGGCCCUGACGGCCUACUUCAUCUACCGCUAUUGCUUCCCUUGCCGGAAUCCAUGCGCGGGACGAUGCGCGCGCAAGCCAAAGGUCCCCAAACUAAAGCCCAAGCCUGAACCAAAACCACCGAAACCCCAGAAGCCGAAGCAGGUGGCGCCACCACCUCCACCCCCGCCACCUAAAGUUGUAACCCCUCCUCCCCCGCCACCACCCCCUGAACCAAAACCCGACCCAUAUUUGUUUGGCUUCUGGAAAGAACAAUACACGGACCAAGACCACCAGACCCAGCAGCCCGUGCGGGCCUCCAAGCCUCAGCCAAUCGAGAACAUGCCCCCAGCUGAAGUGGUACCCAGGGGCAACGCCGUACCCCCGGAGUACUUGAAACUCGGCAAUCCGGGCCCAGGACAGAUGAACCCCCCAGCGGCGCCCGCAAAACCCCCCGUUGUAGCCCAGGCGGCUCCCAAAAACAAAACCUGCAUCAUCUUGUAAAAAGUUUCCGGCUUGUUAAAUAAUUUAAAAAAUGGAGUUGUUGAACAUGAGGAUUACCUCCCUUACCCUACCAAAUGCUAAGUGAAGAAAAUGUCGCUCGUUAAAAUUGUAAUUAUUUUGUUUUAUAUAUUUAAACACUUUUACUAUUUUUAUACAUAUUGAUAUACAUACAUCUAAUCUACGUAAAAUUUCAACAUAAUGUUUAGUUGUUGUUUUUUUAAAUAAGGUAUAUAAAUAUCGAUAUUUCACGAGGAAAAAUGUCUCUUAAAAAUACAUUUAAAUAAAUACAAGUAUAUAUAUAUAUAUAUAUAUAUAUAUAUAUAUAUAUAUAUAUAUAUAUAUAUAUAUAUAUAUAUAUAUAUAUAUAUAUAUAUAUAUAUAUAUAUAUAUAUAAUGUAUCUGGGCUUAUAUAUGUAACUAUACAUAUACAUACUUAUUUGUCGCUGCCAAUGUUGUUAGCUUUUAAGCAUUUUAAUUUUAGCUCUAAUAUUUAGACAAUUUUUUUUGUAAAAUUUAUUAAUGUAUCAUGUCAGGUGUUAUUCACCUAUUUAAUUUAAGUUCGCUCUACAUCUUGGCGUUGACGACUGACAGUAUCAAACUAGAAUCUAGAACCAGUGCCUUAGUCUGCUUUUAUAAAUUUUAAAAAUAAAAAACUGUUUUUGUAAAAUAAAUUUGUUUUCACACACGGAAGAAAUCUGACUACCACCACGUGAUUUCUAUUUUUAACUAUCCACGUCACCAAGAUUUUAGUUUGUCUUUCCGUGUGACGCUAGCCUGUUCAUGUUAACUCGUUAAAUAUUUUGACAUUGUUAACUUUUCAAAAAUUCAAUCUCCUUAAAGUUUAACCGUGUAGAAAUAAAAAUUUUGUAAGUAAACCGACAAAGAGAAAUUAAAUGCUCUGCACUAUCGAUUAUGUAAAUCGAUCUUUUAAUUCGUGUUGUAUAUGCCGUUUGUUGUAUGACAGGUGACCGUGUUGGGUCUGUCAUCUUUUGUAUGACGGGUGAAUCCUGAAAAGUUUUGUCAGCUGAAUCAAAAGUCACUGACAAAAAUCGAUGAUCAAUAUUGAACUCGUGUUUUCGUAAUGCCCUUAUAGAACAUACCAUUGAACAUUUACAGGUUAUAAUGUAUGCCUACGGUUGGGUUAAAAAAAAUACGCAUUUUCGAGUACACAGAAAACCGGUCAAUUUAUGAAACCCUCCCCUCAAUAGGAAGUGUAUGUGUGUGUGUGUGAACGUGUCGAUCCAAGGGCCUCAUCAGUAAAACACCGAGUUAAUUUAAUAUUAGAUUACAACAUAGUAGGCUAAACGGUGACUGCAGUUUUGACUUAGCACUGUACAUGUCUAAGGCCACUAUAUUCUUGAGGGUGUGGUGGGGGGGGGGGGAUAAGAAUGUGAAAACAAUGACUACAAACGUGUCGACCCAAGGGCCUCAUCAGUAAAAUACAGAGUUAAUUUAAUAUUAGAUUACAACAUAGUAGGCUAAACGGUGACUGCAGUUUUGACUUAGCACUGUACAUUAAAGCACGUCGUGUCUAGGGCCACUAAAUUCUUGAGGGGGGGGAUAGGAGGAGGUAAAUAUAUGACUUAUGAGUCCAGCCCAUGGGGCCUCGGUGUUCGAGUGCAGAACCAUGAAAUUAAAAUGAGUCACUGGAAAUAAGAUGAGCCAUAAUAAGGGAUGAGCCGCGGGUUUUAUGUUUAGAUGGGGGUUUAAGUAGCUAACAAUGGCGGACAGCGGUCGCUCAAGUUACCAUCAACACUGUCAGUGGUACAUGCUAAUGUUAACAACAUGAAAACUGUGAUAUAAGGUUAAAUGAUUUUUUUAAUCCAAAUAUACACCUAGAUCUAGUGAAAGAAGUAUGUAUGGCUGUUACAAUAUAUUUUGAUCGAAUAGUAUUAGUACGAUCGUUAUUUUAAAAGAACCACAUUUUUCUGUAAUAAAUAAUUUGUAAUCACAUAUUUAGAACAUUUUUUUAAAACGUGUUUUAAAGGUCGUUAGGGGGUUGUCCAUAACUGGCGUUUAGCACGCCCGGGGGUGGGGUAUCAGACUUUUGUGGCUGUGACGUGACGAUAGCGAGGUCAAGGAGUGUGAAGAGAGUAAAUUUUUUAUUUGUGCAGAAGAAAUUAGGAGAAAACCCGGUUAAAUUGUGUUAGAAUUAUUAUCAUGGAGAGGGGGAGGAACAUGGUCCUUUUCGGGAGGGGGGUGGGGGGAGGUCUUGCUUUUGGUGAAGGUGUGGUGUUUGUGGGGUAAAAAUAGGCUGAUACGUCAUUUAAGGACGACCCCUUUAUUUAUGUACUUAAGUUUUUCCUUUAAAAAAUUCCAUGGUAUCGUGUAAAGAACUAUAACACCAAAAUAUUUUUAAUUUUGACACGAAAACAUGCUUUUCCUUUGUUACUGCGUUUUGAAUUUUUUUUUAAAUCCUAAAAAAAUGUUUUUUUUGUUUUUUUGUGAUCGUUUGAAAUGUUUAUGCCAAAAUAUUGACCUAAAGAAACAUGAAAACAUGCUUUAAUUUGUUAGUACAUU